Molecule: messenger RNA, 1244 nt
Organism: Panicum hallii
Lineage: Eukaryota; Viridiplantae; Streptophyta; Magnoliopsida; Poales; Poaceae
Product: rac-like GTP-binding protein 6
Exons: 8
Coding region: 304-897 (197 amino acids)
Biological process (GO): regulation of actin cytoskeleton organization; cortical cytoskeleton organization; regulation of cell shape
Cellular component (GO): cytoplasmic vesicle; cytoskeleton; plasma membrane
Molecular function (GO): GTP binding; protein kinase binding; GTPase activity
Source: RefSeq, a predicted model, not a curated record
CCCACCGCCGCGCCGCGCCGGGCCGGGCCACCCACUCUCUCUCUCUCCUCUCUCCUCAAGCCCUCCUCCACCUCCACCACCCACCAUUCCGGCGCGGAGACCGCUUCCCUUCCCCCACGCCCGCAACCCUCUCCUCCCCCGCCUCCUCCGCGCUUCCCUCCAUUUGUCCGCGGCCCCCUCCCUCCCGAUCUUAACCACCCGCCGCGCGCUCCCGCCACCCGGCUUCCCCUGAGGACGAGGAGGAGGAAGAAGAAGGAGGCCUCUCCCCCCCUGCACCGGUAGCGAGAGGGAGGGCGGAAGAGGAUGAGCGCGUCCAGGUUCAUAAAGUGUGUCACGGUCGGGGACGGCGCCGUCGGCAAGACCUGCAUGCUCAUCUCCUACACCUCCAACACCUUCCCCACCGACUAUGUUCCGACGGUGUUUGACAACUUCAGUGCUAACGUCGUGGUUGAUGGUAACACUGUCAACCUCGGGCUAUGGGACACUGCAGGUCAAGAGGAUUACAACAGAUUGAGACCACUGAGUUAUCGUGGAGCUGAUGUUUUCCUUCUGGCCUUCUCACUGAUCAGUAAGGCUAGCUAUGAGAAUGUUUCGAAGAAGUGGAUACCUGAACUGAAGCAUUAUGCACCCGGUGUGCCAAUAAUUCUCGUGGGGACAAAGCUUGAUCUUCGAGAUGACAAGCAGUUCUUUGUGGACCACCCUGGUGCUGUUCCUAUCACUACUGCUCAGGGAGAGGAGCUAAGAAAGCAAAUAGGCGCACCAUACUACAUCGAAUGCAGCUCAAAGACCCAACUAAACGUAAAGGGUGUCUUCGAUGCGGCGAUAAAGGUUGUGCUGCAGCCACCCAAGGCAAAGAAGAAGAAAAAGGCGCAGAGGGGGGCGUGCUCCAUUUUGUGAUCAGUAGACAAAGAAACAAGGGCGAAGUUGCCAUGGUUUAUUAUCGUUGCAUCUUGCUCCAGCGAAACAGCAUUGGUGGGUCCCCCUAGGUUUACUGGCAGCUGCAGCAAGUUCUUCUCUUUGUCGAGGCAUUGAGCGAUCCGUUUGUUUCAUUUCCUCCUUCCUGCCUUGUGAUUAUGUGGGUGUGACUGACAAGUCGUGGCAAUUAGGUGACUUGCUUAGAAGGUAUUUCCCGUGUUUGAGCAAAAAAAUAUCUUGUUAUCUCUGUUCCAUAAGUAGACAUGAUGUAAUCGUACUAAGUUUAUUUUUACUUAUUUCACUUCAAUGGAAAAUUAUAUUUCCCUUUA